Scophthalmus maximus (turbot) is the source of this 2638-nucleotide messenger RNA. Its product is annotated as homeobox protein orthopedia B. Bases 794 to 1768 code for a protein of 324 amino acids. NCBI's taxonomy places the organism in Eukaryota, Metazoa, Chordata, Actinopteri, Pleuronectiformes, Scophthalmidae. Gene Ontology annotation, biological process: regulation of DNA-templated transcription; neuron differentiation. Gene Ontology annotation, molecular function: DNA-binding transcription factor activity, RNA polymerase II-specific; DNA binding. The transcript has 3 exons. The record is from RefSeq and is a predicted model, not a curated record.
UAUACAUUCAUGUAUGAACAAAGUCCAGCGUGUGAGCUGAAAUGAACCCAAUUUUGUUAUUUAUCUCUGAGUAAUAAGCUUGACAUAUGUUUUCAUUUAUACGUCGUCGUCCCCCCCCCUUCGGUAAUUGGGGGAAAUCAGUCCUCCAUUUAUGAAGCAGGGUCACAUGCCAUAGUCCAGUGAUAUGAAGAUUGAGAUCUGGACAUGGAUAAUCAUUCAGUGGUGGUCUCAGCAUCUCUGGAUGCCGGUGUAACUUCAAUCUCCCCCAGCAAAAUAAUAAAACAAGCCUUUGCAUGACGAGCCCCCCUCCUAUAUUUGAACAUGUACAGCGUCCUGUCACGGCACGUGCGGCCUGUACGAGAUUAAACAAACACAUUAAGAUGUUUAACGUGAAAUAAUUUGAGCAUGAAAAAGCUAAUAAAUCAGAGGACCGAAUGUCAGAGGAUGGAAUUGAAUUGUAGCGUUUCGUGCACGUAUUUUUUUGGGGGAUUGUGCGCGCGCACCUGUGAUAAAAAAAAUAAAUGAAAUAAAUAAAUAACAAAGAGGGGGGGGGGAGUCACGUCGCUGACAUUUCCAAGCUCCCGCUCUGAUUGGCUCUCAUUUGAGGAAGCGCACGGGUUCUUUCGACUAAUAGGCGCCUCCCCGUCGCUCUAAAGGACAUUAUAAUGCAAGGGGACCUCCUUUUUUUAACCACAAACCGCAUUUUCGUUCAUUUAGACGAUAUAUACUUUUUAAAUUGCCCCAAAGUUGUAGGGUUUUUUUGGAGCCUAUUUUCGCCCUGGAGCGGUACGCCAUGCUCUCUCACGCCGACCUCCUGGAUGCUCGGCUCGGUGAGUUGUCAUCCGUGAACUCCGGCCCGAAACUCCAGUGGAUGAAGGAUGCUGCGGAGUUACUCGGACACCGGGAGGCUCUCAAGUGCCGGCUGGGAGGUGGGGUGCCGGACCAGGGGCAUCCGGGAGACAUGGCCCCCGGCUCGGACUCAGUGGAGGGAACCACCCUCCUGCCGGGAGAAGACAUCGCCACCGUGGGCUCCAACUCGGCCGGCAUGCCGGGGAACGGGAAGGAGCAGGAGAAGCAGCAGCAGCAGCAGCAGCAGCAGCCGCAGAGCUCCGGUCAGUCCACCAACCAGCAGAAACAGAAGCGGCACCGGACGCGCUUCACCCCCGCGCAGCUCAACGAGCUGGAGCGCAGCUUCGCCAAGACGCACUACCCGGACAUCUUCAUGAGGGAGGAGCUGGCGCUGAGGAUCGGCCUCACCGAGUCCAGAGUUCAGGUUUGGUUCCAGAACCGACGCGCCAAGUGGAAGAAAAGGAAGAAGACCACCAAUGUCUUCCGGUCCCCGGGGACGCUGCUCCCCACGCCGGGCCUGCCGCAGUUCUCUGCCGCGGCGAUGGAGAACAGCCUGUGCUCCUUUCACGCCAACGACUCUCGUUGGGCCACGGGGAUGCCGGGGGUCUCGCAGCUGCAGCUGCCGCCCGCCCUGGGUCGUCAGCCGGGAAUGCAGUCUCUGUCACAGUGCAGCCUGGGCCACGCGGGCCCGCCAAACUCCAUGGGUCUCUCCAACGGCCUGUCGUCCAACGGCAAUCUGCAGUCCCACCUCUACCAGUCGCCUUUCCCCGGAAUGUCGGCCUCUCUCUCCGGCCCUACGAACGUAUCGGGCUCCCCGCAGCUGUGUAGUUCCCCGGACAGUGACAUGUGGAGAGGGACAAGCAUCGCGUCACUGCGGCGCAAAGCGCUGGAGCACACAGUGUCCAUGAGCUUCACUUAGUGACCCCUCUCCCAGCCCCACCCCGCGGCUCCCUUUUGGCUUUUUCUUUCCCCAACUGUUUAGAUCAACACGAGAGCACGAGCGAGCUAAUCGGGACAUAAAUGUGAGAACACGGAGACUGUGUGUGUGUGUGUGACUUCAUCUAGACAUAAUGACAAAAAGAAAAGGACAACACUUAUGGACGAAUGGAAGAAAAAAAAUUAACUUGAGUUUGGGGUUUAUUUAUCUUGUUAACUCUAAAGGAUUUUAUCAACUAUUGAUAAUAAAUACUAUUGUAAUGAUCUCUAGACUAUAGGCCCUAAUUACCGAGAGCCAAGCAAUCGUCGUAUUUACGUUUUUCAUUGAGUGUGCGUCUUUACGCACAAAUGUUAUUGUGUUCAGGUGAAGUUGUGUUAUGUCAAACGGUUAUUUAUAAGAUUGGGUAUACAUUUUUGGUAACAGCCUACACCACACACGCACCAUACUGUAAGUGGGCCUAUUGAGCUGGGGGUCGGGCAUGCACCGUGCAUGUGGAUUUAAACGCUUUGGAUAAUUUAAGGAGGAGAAUGGUUCCCACUCAGAUCGAACAGAUACUUUUCGAGGCGACCUCGGUCUCGUCUGCAUGAGACGGGAACAUACAUCUAAAGAGGGAGGAAAAAAAUGACAAUGAUCUUUCAGUAGGCCUACUAUGUUUUAGGAUGUUUUGUGUAGAUGAAACAUUCUUGCUCUGUACCCGCUGGUCUCUUUGUGACAUGUUUUAAACUUAUUGUAUGUGCUAUUACUUGACACAUUUCUUAAAUGUUUGACCUUACAUCGAAAUGCACCACGUUGACGGGUUUGUACCAAUUUAACAUGACAAAGAAAUAAAAGUAAUUUUCAAGAAUGUCAAAA